Suillus bovinus is the source of this 1215-nucleotide messenger RNA. Its product is annotated as PUA-like domain-containing protein. Gene Ontology annotation, biological process: protein ubiquitination; negative regulation of gene expression via chromosomal CpG island methylation. Gene Ontology annotation, molecular function: ubiquitin protein ligase activity. Lineage: Eukaryota; Fungi; Basidiomycota; Agaricomycetes; Boletales; Suillaceae. The coding region runs from base 100 to 1140 and encodes 346 amino acids. The transcript has 9 exons. The record is from RefSeq and is a predicted model, not a curated record.
UCGAAACUCCGACGCGUCACGAGCAACAUUCUAUGUAUAUGAGCCUCAUGUUGGCCUCGUGUAACUAUUUCCAUCAUAUUGACAGUCAUCAACGACAUAAUGGACUACGUGAGCGCUUCAGAACGACCUGGAGUCGAAGAUCUCUACAAUACCUCUGACGAGGAGAUAGAGGUGAAUCACGAUGAGAUUACAAGCAGGGAGAAGGACAUGGACGAAUAUCAAGACGAAAUUGCCAGCAAAGAGGACAAGGAGAAUGGAAGAUUCAGAAGUAAUGACCAGCAAAUGGAACAAGGAGAUAGAGCAUGGGGGGAAAAUCGCCCGCAAAGUGUUCAACAUGAUGGAGGAAGAUCCGGAAGUAAUCAUAAGCGAGGGGGACGAAGAGAUACAGGAACGUUCAAAAAAAUUGCACGCAAAACGACCAAGAAGGACAGGGCCAGUCAUGCAAGAAUGUUGCGACGUUUUGGUAAGAUUCAAGGAGUACCUAUUGGCGCCACGUGGAGGACUCGCAAAGAGUGUUAUCAUGCUGGUGUACACCGCUCUCCUCAGGCUGGAAUACAAGGUAGUAAGAUAUCGGGCGCUUGCUCAAUCGUUCUUUCGGGUCAAUAUGACGAUGACCAGGACUUAGGCGACAUGAUCCUUUAUGUGGGCUCAGGGGGUGGUAUCUACAAUGACGGUUGGCCUAAACGCCCAGGCCCGCAGGUUUCUGACCAGGAAUGGAAGGGUUGGGGAAAUGAAGCACUUCAUAAAUCUUGUUACACAGGCAAACCCGUGCGCGUCGUCCGGAGCUCGAAAAUUGUUUCUGAUUUUGCGCCCUACAAUGGUUAUCGGUAUGAUGGCUUGUACAUCGUUACACAUGCGCACAGAGAGAAGGACGAAGCUGGUCAUUUGUAUAUCUGUCGCUACAUCAUGGAGAGAAUCCCAGGCCAACCUCCUUUACCACGUCGUCGACGGGUCGGCUAUGACAUUGAGUCAUCACGGUCAUCUCCCGCCUCCGUAGUCACAUCAGACACUGUCGUCUUACCCUCAGAGACAUCAACCGCCCAUGAGCGCAAUGCCUGCUUCGGAAGUCAUCCACUGAUAGAAAAAUACAUAAAACACGUGAUUGGUAACGAACUGGCGUUCGACAGUGACGAAGAGUGAAAGACGAGGACCUCGAUGGCUCGGGCGCCCCAUCCAUCUCGUCAUUCGGAGUCAUUCACAGUUGCAAGAUACUCA